AUGUUUCGAGUUUCGGGUUUUCGGGCUUUUAGGGUUUCGGGUUCGGUUUUGCUUAAGCCAUAUUCGGGUGCCGAAAUUAGGGCAAAUAUUGGGGAUUUUGGUUUGGCGAAGACGGAAAGAAGUUCGAAGAAGAGGAAAACAUUGGAACCCUAUUGGAGGGGUACCCCUAUGUAUUUAUCGCCCGAGGCUAUGAUAGAUAAAGUGCAAGAGGGGGCAAGGGGUCAAUUGCCUAAAGUCCCAAACGAGAUAUCGAAGGAGGCGAACGAUUUUCUAAAGGGAAGUUUUGUGAGGUGGUCCGUUUUCAUACAUACUUCUGAAAUGCUCUUGCAUCAUCCGUUUGUCGAAGUUUUUGAAAAUGAUGAUGCGGUUGAAGAAUCUGUGGAAGUUGAGUUUAGUUGUAAGGUAUAUUCGGAUGAGGAUUCGUUUUCGUCUUGGUACGAAGAAGAGUUGGAUGAAAUAGGAGAAACAUAA
Messenger RNA from Erythranthe guttata (spotted monkey flower), 471 nucleotides. NCBI's taxonomy places the organism in Eukaryota, Viridiplantae, Streptophyta, Magnoliopsida, Lamiales, Phrymaceae. The record is from RefSeq and is a predicted model, not a curated record.